UUUUUAUGUAUAGGUAAACUUUAUUAUAUUUUUAGAAAAUAUAAAAACAUGAGGAAAUAAUUAUAAUACCUUAAUACACAUUAGACGAACUUGACAAAAAAAAAAUGUUUUCGGUGCUAAAAUGCCGCGGCUUGCCUCGUUUAGGAAAAUAUUAUAGAAAUCGUACUGUUUGCUCAUGUCCAAGGAAACCCCAGCAUUUAAUAUGUUUCCUUCAGUGGAAUGAAGAUAUGGUGAUGAACAUAGUCUCAAGUGCUAUCACUUUGAAGGAGAGCUGUAAAUCAACGCACUUCCAGAGAUGGGACGUUCUAGAGAACUGUAAAGUGACGAUACUGAAAGAAGUGAAUGAGCCUAUACUCAGCCAGGCCGUGUCUAAAGCAGCGACGAUGUUGGGGGCGUAUGACAACACCAUCUGGGAACAUGUGGAGUGGGGCAACGACUACACUGGAAGGGUGCUCUCAACCAUGACGGACAUAAUCUUCGUGAGUACUCUAACACACGCGUGCGUGCAGCGGCUGGCGGCGCGCGCCUCGGUGCCGGUCGUGUGCAUGCGCUCGCGCACGCACGCCUCCGUGCAGGCGCUGGCCACCGUCAUGAGUGUUGUUGAAGACUUCGGCUGUAUGAGAGGCUUGACGGUGUCAUAUCUGGGGCCCCCUCACCCGGUCCUCAACUCGUAUCUUCUUCUCUGUCCGAUGCUCGGUGCAAAUAUUAAAUUCAAAUGUUGUUGUCAGAAUAAGCCUAUUAGUCCCCUGCUUUACAAAGAGAGUGAAAAAAUGGUUGAAACCACACAAACAAUCUCUAGGUCAUGUACUGCUAUACCCGAAUUGAUAGGCGGAGCAAAUGUGAUAAUUGCUGGGUCAAGGGGGGACAAAGACACUCAUCCAGAACUUACUGUUAGAGAGAAAGAUAUUACAAGAAAUGCCAGUAAGCAAUGGAUUUUUAUACACAGUGACCUACGGGGACUAAAUCCUGAUGACACUUUGGUCACUCACACCAACACUAGGACAUUCAAUACUUUUAAUAACUACCAGUACAUAGCCGCAGCGUUGAUGGCUUUCACAGUUAAAAACUUCAAGUUUUGAUGAAAUUUUAAAGUAAAAUUAAAGUAUUGUAUUUGUUUUAUAAAUCUAUUGUAAUAUUGUUACUAUCUACAAGUCUUAAAAUUAAAUAAGAUGCUUAUCUACUA
This is a messenger RNA of Plutella xylostella (diamondback moth), 1183 nucleotides long. Its product is annotated as ornithine carbamoyltransferase. Lineage: Eukaryota; Metazoa; Arthropoda; Insecta; Lepidoptera; Plutellidae. The record is from RefSeq and is a predicted model, not a curated record. Gene Ontology annotation, biological process: L-citrulline biosynthetic process. Gene Ontology annotation, molecular function: amino acid binding; ornithine carbamoyltransferase activity.